Molecule: messenger RNA, 1493 nt
Organism: Leptonychotes weddellii (Weddell seal)
Lineage: Eukaryota; Metazoa; Chordata; Mammalia; Carnivora; Phocidae
Source: RefSeq, a predicted model, not a curated record
UGCAGGGGCGCUCUGUGCUUUGAGCCAGUUUAGUGGGUCUUCUCAGGUAGAGCAGCACAGUUUGUUUCUCUACCUGGGUUCUGGUUACCGGGAGAAAAUUAGGAAACUGACGGGCGCCUGGCGGGCUCAGUCGGUGGAGCCUGAGACUCUUGGUCUCGGGCUUACUGUGAGGAUGAGGGGGAGCUCCCUCGCUGAACAGACUAUUUAAGAAGAGAACUACUUGUAUGCACGUGGAAUUUACUGCCUUUCUUCCAAAGAUGAACCCAACUAAUCCUUUUAGUGGGCAGCAGCCUGGGGUUUUCCCAGCAUCUACCAGUGGUCCCAUAGGAACAUUUCAGGCUAAGCCACCUUUUCGAUUUGGUCAGCCUUCUCCUUUUGGUCAAAAUAAUACAUUAUCUGGGAAAACCUCAGGAUUUUCACAGGUAGCCAGCUUUCCGACAUCUUCUGGAGUAAGUCCUUCUUCAGCACAAACAUCAGGAUUCUCCCAAAUCUCAAAUGUUGGACUCUUUUCUGGACUUGAACACACUCCAGCUUUUGUAGCUGCCUCUGGGUCUUCAAGUUCAUGUGUGCCUGCAAACCCAGGAUUUAGUUUUAAAUCACCCAAUUUUGGGGCUUUCCCAAGUACUUCUACGUUUGGACCAGAAACUGGGGAAAUAGCAGGCUCUGGUUUUGGGAAAACAGAGUUUAGCUUUAAGCCUCUGGAAAAUUCCGUGUUUAGACCAAUAUUUGGGGCUGAAUCUGAGCCAGAGAAAACUCAGAGCCCAAUUACUUCUGGAUUUUUCACAUUUUCUCACCCAAUUAGUAGUGGGCCUGGAGGACUGGCUCCAUUUUCUUUUCCUCAGGUGACAAGCAGUUCAGCUGCCAAUUCAAACUUUACCUUUUCAAAACCAGUCAAUAGUAAUAAUUCAUCAUCUGCCUUUACCUCUGCUUUGUCCAACCAAAAUGUAGAGGAAGAGAAGAGGGCCCCUAAGUCACUAUUUGGAAGUUCUAAUAAUAGCUUCACUAACUUCCCCAUACCUUCAGGGCCUCUGGGUGAACCAUUCCCAGUUAGCAAAACAGGUGUGAGACAAGGAUGUGAAGAACGUGUUUCCCAAAUGGAGCCACUUCCCAGCCUCAUGAAAGGACUGAAAAGGAAGGAGGACCAGGAUCGCUCCCCAAGGAGACAUGGCCAUGAUGCAGCAGAAGACUUGGAUGCUCUGUCGAGGGGAGAUCAUCCUCCAGAUAAACGACCUGUCCGCCUGAAUCGACCCCGGGGAGGCACCUUGUUUGGUCGAACGAUACAAGAUGUCUUCAAAAGCAAUAAAGAAGUAGGUCGUCUGGGCAAUAAGGAAUCUAAAAAGGAUAUUGGCUGUGCCGAAUCUGGGGAAAAUGACCACAUGGCCAUCCCAGGAGGGAGUCAGUCUGUCUUGGCACCUUCCCGGCUCCCCGGUGUGAAUAAAGAGGAAGAAACUGAAAGUAGAGAUAAAAAAGAAGGUGUCUGCAGCCUUGGCUAG